GGAGGAGGUCUUCAUGAUGGUAGUUGCAUGUGAGGGCGUGUCUGAGGACUGCGGCCGGCAGAAGCAGCAGCACCAACCGCCACCACCACCGCGACAACCAUGGAAGAGGUGGAGGGCACGCCGGACCCAGCCUUUGUAGACGUGGACCAGGGCUUGACUCUGGCCUGCGUGGCCUUCCUCUGCAUCCUGCUGGUGGCCAUGAUCAUCCGCUGUGCCAAGGUGAUCGUGGACCCCUACAGCGCCAUCCCCACCUCCACCUGGGAGGAGCAGCUCUUGGAUGACUGAACCACGGGACACGACGGAGGAGGCGGUGCACGGGGUUGUGUCUUCACAGAAGGACCACGGUGUCCAGACGGCCAAGGAGGCCACCUUCAUGACCAAGUUCUCCCAACGCAUCCCCGAUUUACACAACCCGACUGAGGCACAGUGGAGCAAACAUUCCUCCACCAACCCACUGAGAGAAGCACACAGCCUAUUAGUGAGGUUCGGAGCUACCCCACAGACACCAUGGAGCGGCCAUGUGUUCCUGGAAAGCCACACAACAUGAACGAUGGCUCAGAGAUGGCCUCGGUGUGGAGCAGGUUGCAGUCCUGACAGGAGCACUGCGGUGAAGAAUGCACUUCCCCUUUAAGAGCUGGUCCAAAUGCUGGAGAAAACCCACCGGGAACCAUCCAAGCGAGUCCGAGUGAAUUAUGAGCCAAUGUCAAUGCCAUGGCUCUCUUUCCCUGAGAAACAGAAACAUGGGCAUUACGUCAUAUGUUUGAAAAGCCCUGCAACGUUUUUUAUUGUGUAAUUAUUGCCUGUUUUGUGAUGCUGUAGGAUGACAUAAUUCAAUAGUUGAAGGAGUUGGCUAGCCGCUGUGAAAGGGGUGUGCGUGCCAAGCUCUCCUUGUGCCUCUGGGGAACGUUUUUGUACAUUUUUUUAGAAAGGAAUGAGGACCUUAUACCGACGAGCAUUCCUCAGUGUCUCGGAAGACUAAGCAGAACAUUAGCACUGGGACAAUCUCUGCAUCGACGUCCAUGCUUGAACACGUACAGCCAGUUGCAGGAACGCAUGUUAUAGCUGAGAGAAAUGAUAAUGUUCCUCAAUUCAUUAUUACACACACACAGACACACACA
This is a messenger RNA of Gadus morhua (Atlantic cod), 1118 nucleotides long. RefSeq names its product cortexin domain containing 1 (gene ctxnd1). The transcript has a single exon. The record is from RefSeq and is a predicted model, not a curated record. Lineage: Eukaryota; Metazoa; Chordata; Actinopteri; Gadiformes; Gadidae. The coding region runs from base 100 to 285 and encodes 61 amino acids.